Molecule: messenger RNA, 1713 nt
Organism: Penicillium oxalicum
Lineage: Eukaryota; Fungi; Ascomycota; Eurotiomycetes; Eurotiales; Aspergillaceae
Exons: 4
Coding region: 1-1713 (570 amino acids)
Source: RefSeq, a predicted model, not a curated record
AUGUCGGGUCCUUCUUAUCCAUAUGGUCAACCUCCAUAUGGCAGCUCAUCCACUCCCUCAUAUCAGCCAUACAACAAUGCCUCCCCCCCGCCCCGUACUCACGGCCCCCUCCGCAGCAGCCGCCCGGAUACCCCGCACCCCAGCAACAGCAGCAGCAGCAGCAGCAACCGUCGCAGGGCUACAAUCGUCCUCCCCCGCCGCCCGCCCCCCGGUCAGCCCUACGGAUCGGCUGCAUCACCUUAUCCGGGACAGCAGCCACCAUACUCGCCUCAACAGCCACCCUAUUCCGGAUCACACUCGCCCUAUCCGGGACAGCCUCCGCAGUCUCCCUAUAACCAGCCCCCGUACCCACCCCAAGGAGCACCCUAUGGUCAUCCUGCACCCUCCCCCGGACCUCCCGGUGGACAAUCCUACGGUCCCCCAGGCGGUCCCGGUGGUCAGUAUGGACCUCCCGGAGGUGCUCCUGGACCCCAAGGUGCUCAAGGCGGUCCGGCCACCCCGCAGCAAGUCGAUGCGUAUCGUCGGGUGCUGGAAGACACCAUUCGGGAGAAGCAGCUGCAGCGAUUCUAUCCCCCGGGCUCUCCCGCCCUCGAGGGGCUCGUUCAAUUCCUCGCCAAUGAAGCUCCUUCUCGCCUGCAGCGCAUCGUCCACGAACUCAAUGUGCCCAUGGAGGUGGCGACCGACCUGAUGAAGCUGGCCCUGUUCGACACCAUCCUGUACGUGGAUGACAGCGGCUCGAUCGAAUUUGAAGAAAAGGGUCUGCGCAAGGAACAACUCCGACAGAUUCUGGGAAUCGUGGCCACCGUUGCGUCCAACUUUGACCGAGAUGGGAUUGAAGUGCGCUUCAUGAACUCGGCCGAGGAGGGUCACGGCAUCAAGAAUCCGGAUGAUGUCGAACGACUGGUCUCGCGUGUCCGGUUCUCCGGUUUGACGCCCCUGGGCACCAGCCUCCGUCAGAAGGUGGUUGACCCCCUGGUGGUCGGGCCGGUCCGAUCCGGUCGUCUGCAGAAGCCUGUGUUGAUCAUCACCAUCACGGACGGCCAGCCUGCCGGUGAGGCCCACAGCACCGUGCGGGACACCAUCAGCUACGCCAUCAACGAGGUUCAGCGCGCGCAGUACACCGCGGGGGCUGUCUCCUUCCAGUUCUCCCAGGUAGGCAAUGACACGCGCGCGCGCGACUUUUUGUCAGAUCUGGACGAGGACGCCGAAAUCGGCCAAUUGAUUGACUGCACAUCCAACUUUGAGGUGGAGCAGGACGAGAUGGCUCGGGCCAACCCGCCCGUGCACUUGACUCGGGAACUCUGGUGCGCCAAACUUAUGCUCGGUGCGAUCGACAGCUCCUACGACACCAAAGAUGAAAGGACCAACCGACGUGGUGGGCCCGGCGGCCCUCCCCCCGGUCCCCCUCCCGGACAGUAUGGGGGCGGUGGUUAUGGUCAGGGUCCUCCUCCCCCACAGGGCGGCUCCUACGGCGGUCCUCCCCAGGGCUAUCCUCCGCAGGGCUACCCGGCCCAAUCGUACGGCCAACAGCCUGGUUAUCCCCCGCAGCAGCAACAACAACAACCUCCUUACCCGAAUGCCAACCGCGGACCGAGUCCGGGCUAUGGUCAACCUCAGUCCUACGGAGGUGGCUACGGUGGGCCACCACCCCCGGGGGGACCCGGCGGGUAUCCUCCUUCGGGGGGUUAUGGACAGCCACCCCGGCGUUACUAG